AUGGACUUGCUGGCCAGUGAGAACGGCAAGGACGGCAGCAAAAACGAGGCGGGCAGCCACACGCACGAACAGAUGAAGGCGCAGACAGCCAUGCGGGCCGAGCUGAUUCAGACCAUGCACGACCUUCGAGCUGAGAGAGGUCGUAUGGAUAGUGCUAUGAAGCAGAGACAGGCCAUUCUCGAUGCUAUUGAGCAUUGCGAAAAGACCAGAAUUGAUGUCCGCCAGCAGCUUCGCAAGAACGCGCACAAAAUGGCCCAGGAGAUGCAGGAGGAGCAUUUGCGCCUCAGCCAAGUGCCUUUGCAGCAGCUUUUGCCCGGUACAUGGCAAGCCCAACUGGAGGAGGACUGGCAAGAGGCACGCAUUCGCCGAGCUGUACGCGCAGAUCCUUUUCGCAGGCCAGCAAGCCGAGAGCGUCCAUGCCACCAACCCCGCAAAUGCUGCGCAUGA
Molecule: messenger RNA, 447 nt
Organism: Effrenium voratum
Lineage: Eukaryota; Dinophyceae; Suessiales; Symbiodiniaceae
Source: the annotation of a GenBank genome assembly